GUCCGUCUUCGCUUCGCUCUCUCGAUACACCUACUUAUAUAUACUUAUGGAUGCAUGUAUGAAGUGCAGUGCAGAUUUGCAGAAGCACACAUCAGCAGCAGCAAGCAAAACAAGCCAUAGUGUGAUGUUUAGUACCUACUCCCUCUUAAGUAUAUUGAGUAUUAUUAUUAUAAGUAUACACGAUACUUUUAUCUCUUAUCUCUUUCGUUUCGCGGGCAUUUAUGCCAGUGUGUGUACUUAUUUUGCCAGCAUAUUGCAGACACUGGCAGAAUAAUUAUAAGCUCUCGGUGCACGAUUACAUUAAGUAUUUAUCGUCUUUGAUUGCACGAUUCUUUGACCAUCAACGACGAGUUCUCAUCUACUUGCAUUAGUCGCGUGUCGCGCGAGUGAUUUUUCCAUCAUGACGCACAGUCUGUGGUGGUGGUGGUGUACGUGUACCUAGUAACUAAUGGUAGUUGAUAGUGCAAAAGUGUCAUCGGAUCUUAAGUAAAUCGCCGUUGGUCUCAACUGUAAGACAUCCAAGUACGUGUUCGUAUACGUUUUAUAUGUUUGGCCAAUCAUCAUCAUCGUCACCUAGACUUGAUCAUGACGACCGAGGAGAAGUUUAAAGCUGCUGUCAAUGUUAUCAAGAGCUUGCCGAAAAACGGUGCCUAUCAGCCCAGCCAUGAGUUGAUGUUAAAGUUCUACAGCUACUUCAAACAAGCCACUGAAGGCCCCUGCACAAGCUCCAAGCCAGCCUUCUGGGAGGUGGUCAAGAAGGCCAAGUGGGACGCAUGGAAUCGCUUGGCCGACAUGAGCAAGGAGGAUGCGAUGAACAAGUACGUCGAGGAGCUCAAGAAGGUCGUCGAGGCCAUGUCCAGCGUGGAAAACGUCGCUAGUUACGCCGACGAUCUUGACUCGUUCAAUAGAAAUGUGCCUGUCAAAGACUUGGAACUAGUCGUUGGCCCAGUCCUCGAGAAGAUACGCUCGCAGUCAAAUUCCCCAAUCCCCGAGACCUUUGAAGAUUCAGCGCUCAGUAGCAGGAAGGAAAACGGCGACCCGCCAGAUAUCGUCAACAGUUAUAGAAGUAACGGAGAAGUUAGUACAGCCGACGAUAUGAAUGCUUACUCUGGGGAAACUGAAACCGAAGAUGAGUUCAUUGAUUCGGUGGAAUCUGCUGCGCCAGCCAUUUCCCACAAGAAAUUUUCCAAGACUCACGUCAGAGAGGAUCAGAAUGAGCAUCAGAAAUCGAGACACGAUCUUAAUUGCUCGUUUGUAAACAACAAUGACAAUAAUAACUUUAUCAAUCAGAUUGCUACGACACUGAAGAGCCUGCAAAAAGACUUGGAUCAAGUUAUGGUUAGAAUUGCCAAUAUAGAGCAACAAGUGCUGUUGUUGACAAAGAAUCAAGUGAACACCAAGCAGAACAAUCGUAAUAACAGUGUCUUUCGUUGGCCAUUACCUAAAGAUCCUAUGCAACUUCUUGUACUGAUAAUAGUGUGGCCGUUUGUUGCUCAAUUCUUUGUUUUUCUUCUCAAGCGAUGCCAUCGACGUAAAGUGUGAAACACAUGAAAACUAUACUAAACUAUUGACUAUUGAAGCUUAAAUAUCAAUGCACUUAAACAAAGUUGUCGUGUUAUUGCCAAACAAAUUUUUUGAAACGAAAACAAGUAGAUUUUAAUAUGUUGACGAUUUUCUAAAUCUGGAAAGUUAUUGAUAUUUUACAUAAUUUUUGUACCAACUCUUGUAAAGAGUUUAAUUAUACACAAGUUGCAUGUCUGUGGGUAAUAGUAUAUAUUUUGUAUAUUGCUGUUGAACAUUUUGCUACUACAUUUAGGGAAAUUUUUAAACGCCUGGCACUGAUUUUUGCUAUGCAUCAUGCGAAUUUUGUUCCUGGGAACACACAUCCUAAUUUGUAAAUAUUGUUGGGUAAAAAUAAAAUGAGAUAAAUAUUCUAUAGCAGUUAUCAAGUCAAGCAGAUUUUGUUCAAGAGAAGAGGAAUAUAGGAUAAAUAAAAUGGUGAUAUUGUUACUAUAUGGUUUAAGAGAUACAUGUUUAAACUGAAUAAAUGUUG
This is a messenger RNA of Copidosoma floridanum, 2053 nucleotides long. RefSeq lists its product as uncharacterized. The record is from RefSeq and is a predicted model, not a curated record. Gene Ontology annotation, molecular function: fatty-acyl-CoA binding. Lineage: Eukaryota; Metazoa; Arthropoda; Insecta; Hymenoptera; Encyrtidae. Gene Ontology annotation, biological process: fatty acid metabolic process. Gene Ontology annotation, cellular component: cytoplasm.